AUGGAGACAGUUCAUGCUGGGAAGUUGACCCUUGUCCCCAGUCACCGUAGCACAAUUAACUGCUGCCCCAUCACGUGUUGCCAAAACCUCCCAAGAGAGACCGUGCUGCCCACUGGAGCGCCCGCCCACGCCGCGCCACCGGAACGCCCGCCCACUGGAGCGCCCGCCCACGCCGCGCCACUGGAGCGCCCGCCCACGCCGCGUCACCGGAGCGCCCGCCCACUGGAGCACCCGCCCACGCCGCGCCACCGGAACGCCCGCCCACUGGAGCGCCCGCCCACGCCGCGCCACCGGAACGCCCGCCCACUGGAGCGCCCGCCCACGCCGCGCCACUGGAGCGCCCGCCCACGCCGCGUCACCGGAGCGCCCGCCCACUGGAGCACCCGCCCACGCCGCGCCACCGGAACGCCCGCCCACUGGAGCGCCCGCCCACGCCGCGCCACCGGAACGCCCGCCCACGCCGCGCCACCGGAACGCCCGCCCACGCCGCGCCACCGGAACGCCCGCCCACGCCGCGCCACCGGAACGCCCGCCCACGCCGCGCCACCGGAACGCCCGCCACUGGAGCACCCACCCACACUGCACCACUGGAGCACCCGCCCACGCCGCGCCACUGGAACGCUCGCCACUGGAGCGCCCGCCCACGCCGCGCCACUGGAACGCCCGCCCACUGGAGCGCCCGCCCACGCCGCGCCACUGGAGCGCCCGCCCACGCCGCGCCACUGGAGCGCCUGCCCACGCCGCGCCACUGGAGCGCCCGCCACUGGAACGCCCGCCCACGCCGCGCCACUGGAGCACCCGCCACUGGAGCGCCCGCCCACGCCGCGCCACUGGAGCGCCCGCCCAUGCCGCGCCCGCCCAUGCCGCGCCACUGGAGCGCCCGCCCAUGCCGCGCCACUGGAGCGCCCGCCACUGGAGCGCCCGCCCACGCCGCGCCACUGGAGCGCCCGCCCACGCCGCGCCACUGGAGCGCCCGCCACUGGAGCGCCCGCCCACGCCGCGCCACUGGAGCGCCCGCCACUGGAGCGCCCGCCACUGGAGCGCCCGCCACUGGAGCGCCCGCCCACGCCGCGCCACUGGAGCGCCCGCCCACGCCGCGCCACUGGAGCGCCCGCCACUGGAGCACCCGCCCACACCGCACCACUGGAGCACCCGCCCACACCGCGCCACUGGAGCACCCGCCCACACCGCGCCACUGGAACGCUCGCCACUGGAGCACCCACCCACGCCGCGCCACUGGAACGCCCGCCACUGGAGCACCCGCCCACGCCGCGCCACUGGAACGCCCGCCACUGGAGCGCCCGCCCACGCCGCGCCACUGGAACGCCCGCCACUGGAACGCCCGCCCACGCCGCGCCACUGGAGCGCCCGCCCACGCCGCGCCACUGGAGCGCCCGCCACUGGAGCACCCGCCCACACUGCACCACUGGAGCACCCGCCCACGCCGCGCCACUGGAGCACCCGCCCACUGGAGCACCCGCCCACGCCGCGCCACUGGAACGCCCGCCCACUGGAACGCCCGCCCACGCCGCGCCACUGGAACGCCCGCCCACUGGAGCACCAGCCCACGCCGCGCCACUGGAACGCCCGCCCACGCCGCGCCACUGGAACGCCCGCCCACGCCGCGCCACUGGAAUGCUCGCCACUGGAACGCCCGCCCAUGGGGAGCCCAGUAUGCACAUGCACAGCGAUAUACCCCCGCCCAAGACCGGAAUCUGUGCCGACGUAACGUCUCUCAACCAAAGGGUGUGGCAUAGGCACCGCUCCAGAGGGGUGGAGUAA
This is a messenger RNA of Caretta caretta (loggerhead turtle), 1782 nucleotides long. NCBI's taxonomy places the organism in Eukaryota, Metazoa, Chordata, Testudines, Cheloniidae. The record is from RefSeq and is a predicted model, not a curated record.